Messenger RNA from Eurypyga helias (sunbittern), 878 nucleotides. RefSeq names its product calcium-binding mitochondrial carrier protein Aralar1-like. The record is from RefSeq and is a predicted model, not a curated record. NCBI's taxonomy places the organism in Eukaryota, Metazoa, Chordata, Aves, Eurypygiformes, Eurypygidae. The transcript has 5 exons. Gene Ontology annotation, biological process: malate-aspartate shuttle; L-glutamate transmembrane transport; aspartate transmembrane transport. The annotation marks the transcript as partial. Gene Ontology annotation, molecular function: L-glutamate transmembrane transporter activity; L-aspartate transmembrane transporter activity.
GCAGGAGCUUCCCAGGUCAUCUUCACUAACCCACUGGAGAUUGUAAAGAUUCGGCUGCAGGUAGCAGGAGAAAUUACCACAGGACCCAGAGUCAGUGCCCUCUCUGUUAUAAAGGAUUUAGGCCUUCUUGGUCUGUAUAAGGGUGCCAAAGCAUGUUUCCUCCGAGACAUUCCCUUUUCUGCAAUCUACUUCCCUGUUUAUGCUCACAGUAAACUGAUGCUUGCUGAUGAACAUGGCCAUGUGGGAGGGCUUAAUCUCCUUGCAGCUGGAGCCAUCGCAGGUGUGCCUGCUGCUUCCUUGGUAACCCCUGCUGAUGUCAUCAAGACAAGACUGCAAGUGGCAGCUCGCGCCGGGCAGACAACAUACAGCGGAGUUAUUGACUGCUUUGGCAAGAUCUUGAGGGAAGAAGGCCCGUCGGCUUUUUGGAAAGGAGCUGGAGCCCGUGUGUUCAGAUCUUCACCCCAGUUUGGUGUCACUCUGGUCACUUACGAACUUCUGCAGCGAUGGUUUUAUGUCGAUUUUGGAGGCCUCAAACCUUCUGGAUCAGAACCUACACCAAAAACUCGCAUUUCAGACCUUCCUCCUGUUAACCCCGAGCACAUAGGUGGAUACAGGCUUGCUACAGCUACGUUUGCCGGUAUAGAAAACAAAUUUGGUUUGUAUCUUCCAAAGUUUCGGUCUUCCGGCAUCACCUCAGCUCAGGCAAAAAGCAGCAGCUGAAUCCCGAGAAGGUUUUCCAGCCAACAGAGCGAUGCUGUGCAAGUUCACACGAGUAGUACUGUAUUUUUUCCAGUCAGCUGCAUGUUGUUCUGGCUGAACUGAGCUUGCAAACCCAAUUACUCCUUUCCAAUAGUAACACGUACCUGCAUUUAUUUGUU